Lodderomyces jiufengensis is the source of this 621-nucleotide messenger RNA. RefSeq names its product proteasome core particle subunit beta 3 (gene PUP3). Gene Ontology annotation, biological process: proteasome-mediated ubiquitin-dependent protein catabolic process. The record is from RefSeq and is a predicted model, not a curated record. The transcript has a single exon. NCBI's taxonomy places the organism in Eukaryota, Fungi, Ascomycota, Pichiomycetes, Serinales, Debaryomycetaceae. Gene Ontology annotation, cellular component: proteasome core complex; proteasome core complex, beta-subunit complex. The coding region runs from base 1 to 621 and encodes 206 amino acids.
AUGUCAGAUCCAUUUUCAAUAAAUGGUGGUGCAGCAGUAGCAAUGAUAGGUAAAGAUUGUAUAGCAAUUGCAUCAGAUUUAAGAUUAGGUUCACAAUCACUUGGAGUUUCAAAUAAUUUUGAAAAAAUUUUUGAAAUUAAUAAUAAUACAUUCAUAUCAUUAACUGGAUUAGCUACUGAUGUAAUAACAUUAAGAGAAACUUUUAGAUUUAAAACAAAUUUAUAUAAAUUAAGAGAAGAAAGAGAAAUUGAACCAUCAACAUUAGCUAAUUUAAUUUCAUCAACAUUAUAUGAAAAAAGAUUCGGACCAUGGUUUGUUACUCCAAUAGUAGCAGGUCUUGAUUCUAAAACUAAUAAACCAUUUAUAUGUGGAUUUGAUUCAAUUGGAUGUAUAGAUUUUGCAAAAGAUUUUAUAGUAAGUGGUACAGCUACUGAUCAAUUAUAUGGAAUGUGUGAAUCAUUAUAUGAACCUAAUUUGGGUCCAGAAGAAUUAUUUGAAACUAUUAGUCAAGCAUUGUUGAAUGCUGUUGAUAGAGAUGCAUUAAGUGGUUGGGGUGCUGUUGUUUAUAUUGUUACUAAAGAUAAAAUUGUUAAAAGAACUUUGAAGACUAGGCAAGAUUAA